UGUGUCACACCAAUCUAACAUACCCAUAGCAACGGUUGUUUCUAGGCUCAACAACAUUCAGUGUACAGCUCUUGAAGAACUUUGAACAUUCCAACAAAAUGACAACUGUUCGGAGACUCACUGCCUCUGAGAGGGAACGGCAGUUACAGAACUACCGUCGGCAUGAAGAAGUACGGGAAGACACCAUCCGUCAGUUAGGUACCCAGAAGUUGUUAGAGGCUAAUAUGAGUAAUGAAGAAAAACUCUCAGAGAAACGUUACAUCAGACGAAUGAUGAUGGAGCAGAAAGAGAGAGAAAUGGAGGACACGAUUCUUAAGGCACAGAGAGACAGAUUGAUCAGAGAAGAACAGAUGUUACAAGAAGAAAGAUUGGCUCAGGAAAUGGAGAAACAUAAACUUGAAGGAAUGAGAGAUGAAAAAAUGAGACAACAAAUAAGAGAAACAAGCCUUGAGCUUCGAGAGCUGGAAUCCAAACUGAAGGCAGCUUACAUGAACAAAGAAAGAUCAGCUCAAAUUGCUGAGAAGGAAGCACUGAAAUUUGAUAAGAUGAAACGAGAUUCGGAGAUUUCCCGACAGAUGAAGGAAGAACAUGAGAGAGCAGGUGAGGCUGAGAGACAGAGGGAAGUAGAAAGAUACAAGGAGCAGAUCCGAUACCAACAGGAACUAGAGAGACAACUAGAGGAGCAGGAACACAAGAAACAACAGGCCUACGAGGAAUUCCUCAAAGAGAAACUCAUGAUUGACGAAAUUGUCAGGAAGAUUUAUGAGGAGGACCAAAGAGAAAGAGAGCUUGCUAUGGCCAAACAGAAAGCCACACAAGCCUACAUAGAAGAGUUCAAGAAUGCUAGGGAGGAAUGGAAAAUCAGAGAGAGACAGCGCAUGGAAGAGGAGAAUAUUAAAAUCCGGGAAUUCGCCAGACUACAACAAUUACGAGAAAAUGAAAGAAUGGAGAGUAAAAAAGCCAAAGAAGCAUCCAUGGCUCGUGUUCAAGAGGCUUUGGCACAAGAUAUUUCUAGAAAGGACGAAGAAAGGGAAGAGAUGGAGAGAGUCCGAAUGGAAUUAUACCAGGAAGAACAAGAAGAGAGAGAAAGACAAAAAGAAAGAGAAGACAUGGAGAAACGUAUCAGGCAAAAGUUGGAGUUACAAGAAACACAUGCCCAACAGAUGCACUUCAAAAAUCUGCGGAGGAAGGCAGAAGAAGAUGAAGAAGAAGAAUUUAGAAGACAGAUGUUGGCCAAAUUUGCAGAGGAUGAUCGCAUAGAACAGAUGAAUGCUAACAAACGUAGAAUGAAACAGCUGGAACACAAGAGAGCAGUUGAGGACUUAAUUGAUAGAAGACGAGACCAGUUUGCUGCCGAUCGUGAACGUGAGGUAGCAGAGAGACGUGAAGAGGAGAGAAUGGAAGGCUUUAGAAGACAGAUCAUUGAAGAAGAGAGACAGAAAUUGUUAAAGGAACAUGCAAUGAGGCUAUUAGGUUAUCUACCAAAGGGAGUGAUACGAGACGAAGGAGAUUUAAACAUGUUAGGAGGAGAUUUUAAAGAAGCAUAUAAAGCCAGACAAAUAGAUCCAUUUGAUGAUGAGGCCUGGGACCAACGGCGAUGAAUACUGCUAUUAAAUUAGUUAACAUUCAGUCCAUAAAACCUUUAUUUAUUGUAUGAUGUAUACUUCAAACUUUUGUGAAGAAGAAAAAAGUAUAUCUUGUUUGUUUAAGAAGUCUCGAUAGUUGAAUUAUUACGAAAGAGUCUGUUUCAUUAUCUCAAAAUAGUUCCUCAAAUAAAUAAAAGUUGGCCAGACCUCUUCACUUUAUUUGCAGAGGUUUAAUUUCAGUUCAAUUAUAAUCUUUAUAAUUCAACCCUUUGAACUCUUCUAUUUUAAGAUGAGGAACACUGCCUUUACUGUUCAAUUUAUUAUAAACAGCCAAUUUCACUAUUUCUGGCAUUUCAGGAUAAUUAUAAGUACAUUUUAUUAAGCCAAACAAAAGUUUCAGCUGUCAAGCUUGUUAUUUUUUUAUCUUUCAAAAGAAAAUAAGUUUGUAUUUUGAAUAUCUCAAACAGCUGAUUUUUAAAACAUAUUAAUUAAUCAAAAGGAUGAGGAGCUUAAUUAUCACUUAUAGUUCUAGAAUGUCUUUAAAGCUUUUGAUCAGCAAAGAUUGUAAAGUAUUUAAAUUUUAUUGAAAAGAUUAAUACAUAUUGAAGCUAUUAGAUAUUUAAUGGCUCAAUUUGAAUAUAGUUUAAAAAAUAGUUUAGUUCAAUUAUAGAAGUAAAAGUUAUCAAAAGAAUAAAUGAUUAUUACUUUUCUACAAAACUUUGGUCCAGGAAUAAGCUUUACAGGGCCCAGUAGCCAAUGCUACUAAAAAUUUGGCUGGACCCUUAACUUUUUGCAGAAUAUUCCAUAAGGUCAAUACAAAAUUUUUGCAUUUUAUCAGUUCGGCCUUGAAGUGAAAUUUUAAAUCUUAUUUUCAGGAUUUUGGCAGUAUUACAAUACAUUAUAACAUACAGUGUAUGUCAAAUGAUUCCAAGUGCUUGUCAAAAUGGAAGGACAAUGUCUUCAAAAAUCUGUGUUAUUAAUUCUAUAUCUUUUUUUUUAAAGAUGUAAUGAAUGGAAGGAUGUGUGAUUGUGUAGGUGUGUGUGUGUGUAUGACUGUACUAUGAGAAUAGAUAGAGUUAAGAAGACCAAAUCAUGUGUGAAAUAGGUUGAACAGGUGUGAGGGAGAACUACUCAUGAAUAUUCAAGACAAUUAUGACUGCUUGAAUUCAUAUUGUUCUUAAUAUUUGAUGAAUAUUUAUACAUAUCUGUUUUUAUAGGUCAUUUUACAAUUGUAAAUAAUUAUUAAACUGAAAGUGAAAACCUGA
This is a messenger RNA of Mytilus californianus (California mussel), 2851 nucleotides long. RefSeq names its product meiosis-specific nuclear structural protein 1-like. The coding region runs from base 99 to 1601 and encodes 500 amino acids. NCBI's taxonomy places the organism in Eukaryota, Metazoa, Mollusca, Bivalvia, Mytilida, Mytilidae. The transcript is spliced from 10 exons. The record is from RefSeq and is a predicted model, not a curated record. Gene Ontology annotation, biological process: cilium organization. Gene Ontology annotation, cellular component: motile cilium.